AAAGAAAAUGGCUAGCAUUACACUUCGCUGUUUAGAGGAAUAUUUGCAAGAAUUAGAAACAUUUGAGAAGCCAAAAAUAUUGCUUGAACAAUAUUCUACUAGUGCUCAUAUAGCAGCACGCAUGUUGUACUAUGCUCAAGAACAAUUUGAUGAAAUACAAGGACGAGCAGUUGCUGACUUAGGUUGUGGGUGUGGUCACUUAUCAAUUGGAGCAAAAAUGCUUGAAGCAAGUCAUGUGACUGGUUUUGAAAUAGAUUCUGAUGCACUUGACAUUCUCUUUAGAAAUUGCAAUGAUCUAGAAUUAUAUGUGGAAACUGUACAGUGUGAUAUACUACAAUAUCUACCAGGGAGAUUCGAGAAAUUCUUUGAUACAGUUAUUAUGAAUCCACCUUUUGGUACCAAACAUAAUACAGGCAUAGAUAUGAAAUUUUUGGAAAUCGCGACUAAAUUAGCAUCAAAUUCUGUGUAUUCGUUACACAAAACAAGCACACGUAAUUACGUUCUUCGAAAAGCUGCACAGUAUGGAGCUAAAGGCAAAGUUGUUGCAGAAGUGAAAUUUGAUAUACCACGAUCAUAUAAGUUUCAUAAACAAUGCUCUGUAGACAUUGAGACGGAUUUGAUACGAUUUGAAUUAAAUUAAUAAAAUAUUUUCAUGACAC
This is a messenger RNA of Bombus pascuorum, 659 nucleotides long. It is a transcript of the gene Mettl5, whose product is annotated as rRNA N6-adenosine-methyltransferase Mettl5. Lineage: Eukaryota; Metazoa; Arthropoda; Insecta; Hymenoptera; Apidae. The transcript is spliced from 2 exons. Gene Ontology annotation, molecular function: rRNA (adenine-N6-)-methyltransferase activity; nucleic acid binding. Gene Ontology annotation, biological process: rRNA methylation. The record is from RefSeq and is a predicted model, not a curated record. The coding region runs from base 8 to 640 and encodes 210 amino acids.